AUGCCCAAAAAGAAGGAAAAGAAAAGUGACGACAUGAAACGAGACGAAGUCAAGAAAACAUCAAAGAAGGAAAGUUCGUCGACUCGUGCAGCUAAAAGCGUGUCUGACGACAGAGAGAAGGACUUGUAUCUGACUCAAAUACGAUAUCUGAACGAGCAGGUGGAGAGGUACCAGCUGAAAUGCGACCAACACGAGAGGCAGAAGAAGGACUUAAGCUCUCAGUACAGUUCUCUGGAGAAGGAGAAGAAGGACGUCGUGGACUUUCUGAAGCGCUCCGUCCUGGAAAAGGAGGCCGAGGCCGACGAGCUGACGGAGCAGCUGGAGAGUCAGCGGCGGGCUGCCGACGAGGAGAGAGAGGCUCUGCUGCUGCAGCUCGGUCAGCUGAGGAAAGAGCACCAAGACCGGACCGAAGGACUCAACGCAGGAAACAGGACGCUCACGGCGAGGCUGGCUAGUCUGGAGGAGUUUCAGAAGCAGAAGGAGCAGCUGACGUCCAACAUGGAGUCUCUGGAGAAGCAGCUGGUCAGUCAGGAGGAGCAACACAAAGCUGCCAUCCACAACCUGGAGAUGAAAGCACUGCUGGACAAGAAGAGGUUGGAGAAGGAGAUGGAGAGCCACGUAGCGACCAUGGCGGCAGAGGUGCAGCACCUGGUGGACCAGAAGGUCCCACAGACGACCAGGUUGGCCCUCCAGGAGAACACCGAGGUCAAGUCUCGGAUCGGCCAGCUGUCGGAGCAGACUCUGUCCCUGAUGGGGGAGAACUCGGCCCUGCGGGACCGCAAGAUUCGGCUCAGCGUGGAUGUGGACAUCCUGGAGCAAAUGCUCAGCGAGACGUCCCGCAAGAGCUGCGUCCGCAAGAAGGUGGCGGAGCAGCUUACAGAGAAGUGUCGGCAGCUGCAGACGGAGCUGAAAGACCGAAGGCAAGAACUGGAGCAGCUUCAGGCCAAACACACGGGAGCCCUGGCUGAGAUGGAGGCCCUCAGACAGGAACGGGCCUCGCUGUCCGAGCGGUGCACUAACAACAGAGUGCAGGUGAGCCGGCUGGAGGCGGAGCUACAGGAGGAGAGGAGGAGGAGGAGCAGGAUGAAGAGCGUCAUGCAGGAAGCCGCCGUGGCUCUCAGACAAGCCCUGAUGGACGUACCUACAGACCAGCAGCAGGAGGAGGGGGGGGACUCUGCCGUGCAGUGGAAGCAGCUGAUGGAGAAGCUGCUGGUGGUUCUGGACCGGCCCACACUCGCCACCUCCACCGCUGAGAGCGACCAGCUGGAUGAGCUGCAGACCUCCGGAGGCGUGAGCCCGAACCUGGCUCUGAGUUUUCAGUUCGAGCUGGCCCGCUACAGGCCGGGCGAUCUCGGCCUCAUACCCCGGCCCAUGCUGAAACACAAACCCAUCGUCUGCAGGACGGGAGCAGCCGGGUCCAGCAGCACCCACGUGCCCCUGCUCAGGAAGCCGUCCAGUCAGAAAACAGCCGGCUGCUUUAGCCAGAAGAAUUCAGCCGUCAGACUUCUGACCUCCAGAAACUCGUUCGCUAAACCCAAAUAACACGAACACAACUCACUUCCUAUUCAUGUUGGGGAAAACUCUUUGUAUGUCCGAUCAGUUUAAAUGUUGUCUCCAUCUACCUUCUGUCCUUUGCCAAAUAAUCAAAGUUAUUGUGUUAUAAAUGACUUAUUUAAGUGCCACACGUUACAAAUAAUGACAAACAUUGAGAGCAGAGGGAGCUCAAGCAGAGAAGAGUCACUGAACUCAGUUCGUCUCAUGUGACGUGCAACCAACAGCGUCAGAAGAAGUAUUCUGAUAUUUUACUUAAGUAAAAGUAGCAACACCGCAGUACAGAAAUACUCUGAUACAAGUUAAAGUCCUGCAUUCAAAAUGUACUACUCAAGUACAGAAGUAUUGACACCAAGUACCAAAAGAGAAAGUACUCAUUAAAGAAUCAUAAACUUUAGAUUAUUGAUGCAGUCAUCGAUUGUUCUUCACUUUAACGUUGAAUUAAUUUAUAUACUGAUGGGAUGCUUGUAAAUUCCCCCCGGAGAUCAAUAAAGUUUUAUCUAAAUCGGUUUUAUUA
Molecule: messenger RNA, 2068 nt
Organism: Anarrhichthys ocellatus (wolf-eel)
Lineage: Eukaryota; Metazoa; Chordata; Actinopteri; Perciformes; Anarhichadidae
Product: cilia- and flagella-associated protein 157-like
Exons: 9
Coding region: 1-1542 (513 amino acids)
Cellular component (GO): cilium; ciliary basal body
Molecular function (GO): microtubule binding
Source: RefSeq, a predicted model, not a curated record